ACAUGACUAGGCUGAUGGGUCUAUGUGGAGAUGGCAUCUGUAAACACUGUGGAGCUCUUAACACCAUGCAGGUAGUGUUCUUGUUUACAGUCUGCUCUGGACAUGUUCCAUCUUUGUUUUUCCACAUGGUUGAGUCGUUCUCAGAAGUUCUGGAAGCCAAUGGAAAAUGUGCCAUCUCACAAGACCUCGAGCACGAACAGGCCUCUAGAGUUUGCUGGAAAUGACAAGUCAAGGUAAACAGUGUCGUGUGAAGGUCUCGGUCAAACUCUAAUAAUGUCCUGCUAAUUCUUUAUUUGAUGGCCACACAACUGAACCAGGACUGAGCUACGGUACACUAAUGAUGAGAAUUACAUUUUAUGUAAUUACCUUUACAUCAAUAUUUGUGUCAGUUUCUUGUCAAAGCACAUAAUUUCCCCCCAAAUUUCAAUACACAUUACAUAUUACAUAUAUAGAUUACUGCUCAGAAGUUUGGGGUCAGUAUGUUUUUUUAGAGGAAAGAAUGAAUACUUUUAUUCAGCAAGGUUGUAUUAAAUUGAUUAAGUAAGAGUGAAAGUAAAGAUAUUUGCAGUAUGAUGUUUCAAAAGAUUUCGAUUUCAAAUAAAUGCAGUAAUUUUAAACUUUUAAACAACAUGUUUUGAUCAAACACAAUAAAUGCAGUAAAAGAGACUUAUGAGGUAUAUAAAAAUAAAACACAAUAAACACAUCAAUAACACAUGAUAAAUACAUAAACACAUUUUCUUAUUAACAAGACAACUUUAGAGAACACUCAAGAGUCCAAUGUGUCCGUGCACCUAACCUCAUUCAACAAGUGAGUGUCUUUCUCAUAAUCGAGAGCUAAAUUUAGCACCCAAAACCUGCCACUUCACACACAUGCACCGCACAUGCCCGCUUUAAUGACCACACUUUAAUGGCUGCAGACAAUUUCCCCUCUAUUUACUCUAGAGAGUCCAAAGCUCAGGUGGUGCCCAGUGACCAGGCAACUGAGUGGAUGGAUAAAAGGAGCAGGCUGAACUCAUGCAGGUCGUCGCUGAGAUGACAAUCCGGAUUCAAGAUACUGAAAACAAGAUUAAGAGAUUUUACGAAUAGCAGUUUGUGCCUGCUUAGACUCAUAAUGUUACCUAAAAACUGAAAACAUGAACGAGGAUCCGUAAUAUUGCUGUUUUAGAACAGUAGUAAUGGAAGUCUUGUAUGGUUAUGGGAUCAGCAGUACGUUAUACCUGCAGAUGCAUUAUGGACAUGCCCAGAGCUGGUUUACAUUUGUGUCUACAAUGGCUGACCUGCGCACAACAUUUUUAUACUUUUUUCCCAUUUGGUUUCAUCUACAAUCAGCAGUGGGAGUAAAGCUGGUCUGGGUUGCUGUUGUGGGAGACUGGCUCAACUUAGUCCUCAAGUGGCUUAUGUUUGGCGAGCGUCCUUAUUGGUGGGUUAAAGAAACUGUUUAUUAUGGGAACUUGACUGUACCACAAAUCAAACAGUUCCCCAUGACAUGCGAGACCGGCCCUGGAAGUCCCUCCGGUCAUGCGAUGGGAGCUGCAGGAGUUUACUAUGCCAUGGUCACAUCACUCCUGACAAUUUUGCAGGAAUGUGACCCCCUUAAAAGAUGGUGCUUGCAGGGUCUUCUUUGGGCCCUUUUCUGGGGUGUGCAGGUUUGUGUCAGUGUUUCUCGGGUCUUCAUUGCAGCUCAUUUCCCACAUCAGGUCAUUGCAGGAGUUGUUUCAGGAAUCGCUGUGGCCAAGGCUUUUAAUAGAGUGUCCUGGAUCUAUUCAGCAAGUUUGAAGAGUUAUGUGCACACCAUCCUCUGUCUUGUGUUCAUUGCACUGGGGCUUUAUGCAUUGUUGGAUGCUGCUUCAAUAGACCCCUACUGGAGCCUAAUGAAGGCACAGAAGUGGUGCAUUCAGCCUGAAUGGGUCCAUCUGGACACCACACCCUUCGCUGGCCUCCUACGCAACACCGGGGCCCUGUUCGGGCUAGGGCUGAGCCUCCAUUUGCCUAUUCAUGGUGACCUGCAAAAAAACAGGAACUGUGGAAACAGCGCCAUUUACAGACUGACCUGUACAGCAGCAACACUGCCCCUCCUGAGCCUCUUAGACUCAUUCAGACCUCCCACAAGCACUCGUGCGCUCUUCUGUGCACUUUCUUUCUGUAAGAGCGCCACUGUGCCGCUAACCACAAUAAGAUUUGUACCUUACUGCAUAAGCACAUUAGCAAAUGUAUACCACAGAAUGAAAGUAUAAUAAACUCGGAAAACACA
Molecule: messenger RNA, 2251 nt
Organism: Cyprinus carpio (common carp)
Lineage: Eukaryota; Metazoa; Chordata; Actinopteri; Cypriniformes; Cyprinidae
Product: glucose-6-phosphatase catalytic subunit 1-like
Biological process (GO): gluconeogenesis; glucose 6-phosphate metabolic process
Cellular component (GO): membrane
Molecular function (GO): glucose-6-phosphatase activity
Source: RefSeq, a predicted model, not a curated record